Musa acuminata subsp. malaccensis (wild Malaysian banana) is the source of this 1738-nucleotide messenger RNA. RefSeq lists its product as uncharacterized. NCBI's taxonomy places the organism in Eukaryota, Viridiplantae, Streptophyta, Magnoliopsida, Zingiberales, Musaceae. Gene Ontology annotation, biological process: base-excision repair. The record is from RefSeq and is a predicted model, not a curated record. Gene Ontology annotation, molecular function: DNA-3-methyladenine glycosylase activity.
CCGACAAGGACGGGUGAACGAAGCCGUCCCCGCACCACAAAUGAUCAUUCUAUCCUCCGGUGGCCGGAGAGUGCCCUUCUUCGUUCGCGAUGACAUGGGUGACGUUUUGACACAGAAAAGGGUCUAAGACGGAAAGGUGCUCAAACCGAAUCGGGUAGGGUCGGUGCCGGCAACCGGUAGGCGAGCAUCUGUCAACGGGAAACAGCCGGUCACCUGGCGGACUCUUUUAAAUUUCUUCCUUCUCUCUCUGCCUUCACUCGUCUCUGUUCACUCGCCGUUGAAGCUUAAACAAGCUUCUAGGGUUGGCAAGAUCUGUCCUCUCCUCCCAAAUCUUUUCUUACCGAAUAGGUUUUCGAGAUUAUUCUGUAGUGGUUUUGGCUCCUUGGGAUCGAAACGUCUUGUGGGUAGGUUUUCUGGUGGUUCGUUCGCGGUUCUCUGAUCUCCGGAGCGAUGGAAUCGAGGUCUGAAUCGAAGACCAAUUCUAAUCCUAGACAAGUACGGAGACACAGUGCUGCAAAAUCGAGGGUCUCGAGGCCGAUGGAGUGCGCAAGGAAGAAGGAGACGUUGCAACUGGAUCGGAACGUGUCGGAAGAUGGAUCAAGCACUUCCGAGUCUUCUUGCGGCCUGUCUGUGUUGAAGGCUGGCAGAUUUGAAACCAGGAAGAGACAAAGUAGGGUGAAACCCGUGAAGGUAGUAUCUCAAGGUGUCGGUGAGGCGGUGGUGGUGCCACAGUUGCAGUUGGAACGGACGAUUGGCAAGAGAAGAUGUACUUGGAUCACACCCUUCUCUGAGCCACUUUAUGUUUCUUUUCACGAUGAAGAAUGGGGACUGCCGGCUUAUGACGACCAAAAUCUUUUUGAGCUACUUAGUUUAUCAGCAGCAUUGUCAGAAUUCAGCUGGCCAACUAUUCUGAACAUGAGAGAGAAAUUUAGGAAGUUGUUUGAUAACUUUGAUCCCACCUCUGUUGCUAAAUUCACUGAAAAGAAGAUACUUUCACUUAAAUCCAGUGGUAGUUUGUUAUCAGAGCAGAAGAUGCGAGCAGUUGUAGAGAAUGCAAGACAGAUAUUGAAGGUAAUUGAGGAAUUUGGGUCCUUUAGCAACUAUUGUUGGAGCUUUGUCAACCACAAACCAGUUGUCAAUGGAUUCCGCUAUGCCCGUCAAGUGCCCGUCAAGAGUCCCAAAGCUGAGAUCAUAAGCAAGGACCUGAUGCGGCGAGGAUUCCAUUGUGUUGGUCCAACCAUUAUAUACUCUUUUAUGCAAGCAGCAGGAAUUGUUAAUGAUCAUCUCUCCAGCUGCUUCAGAUUUACAGACUGCAACGGCUCAUGCUACAACCAGUUGAACAUGAAAGCAGAGGCAACUUCAUUGGCCAAAACACUGAAUCAAUCGUGCACAUUGCAGGCUUAAGCAAACACAGCGUUCGCUUAGCAAAGUUACUUCAGACAGGUAAUGUUCCCUAUGCAGUACUUCAAACACUGAUAUAAGUUGUGUGGCUCUGUGACAAAAAAAACAAAUGAUGUGUGCAGUUUGUAAGUCGUUGUGUGUGUCUCGUAGGAUUUAUCUUUUCACUGUCAUAUAUGUAUUGUAUCAUGAUCACAACAAACUCUUUACCUUUAUUUGUCAUUGAAUUGCAAGAACUUGUUAUUACUAGCAUCAGGUUGUGUUAUCUAUUAUUGUCCAGUUUAUGACAGUUCUUUCACUUGUACUAAAUUCAGUUUAUGACAUUGCCAUGAAUGUUAAA